Nicotiana tabacum (common tobacco) is the source of this 2775-nucleotide messenger RNA. The record is from RefSeq and is a predicted model, not a curated record. Lineage: Eukaryota; Viridiplantae; Streptophyta; Magnoliopsida; Solanales; Solanaceae.
UUCUUUUCUGUAAUAUUUGUCAUUUUCUCUGAGAAUUUAGAAAUAUCUUUUGUGUAAACAAAGCAUAUUCUGUUCUGUAUCGCUCUUUUCAUUAAAUACCUUCCACUUUCAGUCUUUCCCAUAUUCACUACUUUGCAAAAAGCUUUAAUCUUGGACUGGUUAAAAUGAGCAUGGAAACUAGUAGCGCAAAAUUCAAUGGUAAUAUAAGUGAUGUGUCAGCUGUUGCUCAACCACUGGCUGAAGAACCAACUGAGAUUGCAUCUAACAUCAAGUAUCAUGCUCGUUAUACUCCUCAUUUUUCUCCUUCCAAGUUUGAGCCUGAACAAGCAUACUAUGCUACUGCUGACAGUGUUCGUGAUCGCUUAAUCAAUCAAUGGAAUGACACCUAUCUUCAUUAUGACAAAGUUAAUCCAAAGCAAACAUACUACNUGUGUGAAAAAGAUGCAGCAUUAGGAAAUGGUGGUUUAGGAAGGCUUGCUUCAUGCUUUCUUGAUUCCAUGGCCACAUUAAACUUGCCAGCAUGGGGUUAUGGCUUGAGGUACAAAUAUGGACUUUUUAAGCAGAUUAUCACCAAGGCUGGGCAAGAAGAAGUUGCUGAAGAUUGGUUGGAGAAAUUUAGUCCCUGGGAAGUUGUAAGACAUGAUGUUGUCUUUCCUGUCAGGUUUUUUGGUGAUGUUGAGGUCCACCCUUCUGGCUCGCGAAAAUGGGUUGGUGGAGAGGUCAUACAGGCUAUUGCAUAUGAUGUACCAAUUCCAGGAUACAGAACUAAAAACACUAAUAGUCUUCGUCUCUGGGAUGCCAAAGCCAGCUCUGAGGAUCUCAACUUAUUUCAGUUUAAUGAUGGACAGUAUGAAUCUGCUGCACAGCUUCAUUCUAGGGCUCAGCAGAUUUGUGCUGUUCUUUACCCUGGGGAUGCUACAGAGAAUGGAAAACUAUUACGACUAAAGCAACAAUUUUUGCUUUGCAGUGCAUCGCUUCAGGAUAUUAUUGCCAGAUUCAAAGAGAGAGAAGAUGGAAAGGGAGCUCACCAUUGGUCUGAAUUUCCCAAGAAGGUCGCAAUACAACUAAAUGACACACAUCCAACUCUUGCAAUACCAGAGCUGAUGCGGUUAUUAAUGGAUGAUGAAGGACUUGGGUGGGAUGAAGCUUGGGGUAUUACUACGAGGGCAAUUGCCUACACAAAUCAUACAGUCCUACCUGAAGCACUGGAGAAAUGGUCGCAAGCAGUCAUGUGGAAACUCCUACCUCGACAUAUGGAAAUCAUUGAAGAAAUUGAUAGACGGUUUGUUGCUUCAGUACAGUCAGAAAGACCCGAUCUUGAGAAUAAGAUUCCUAGCAUGCGCAUUUUGGAUCACAAUGCACAGAAGCCUGUUGUGCGUAUGGCUAACUUGUGUGUUGUCUCUUCGCAUACGGUGAAUGGUGUUGCUAAGCUGCACAGUGACAUCCUCAAGGCUGAGUUAUUUGCUGAUUAUGUCUCUGUAUGGCCCACCAAGUUCCAGAAUAAGACCAAUGGUAUAACUCCCCGUAGAUGGAUCCAUUUUUGUAGUCCAGAGCUGAGUAAUAUAAUCACCAAGUGGUUAAAAACAGAUCAGUGGGUGACGAACCUCGAACUGCUUGCUAAUCUUCGGGAGUUUGCUGACAAUGCAGAACUCCAUGCUGAAUGGGAAUCGGCUAAGAUGGCCAACAAGCAGCGUUUGGCACAGUAUGUUCUGCGAGUGACAGGUGUGAGCAUUGACCCAGAUACCCUUUUUGACAUACAAGUCAAGCGUAUUCAUGAAUACAAAAGGCAGCUUCUUAAUGUUCUGGGUGUCGUCUACAGAUACAAGAGGCUGAAGGAAAUGAGCCCACAAGAGCGGAAUAAUACGACUCCUCGCACGGUCAUGAUUGGAGGAAAAGCAUUUGCAACAUAUACAAAUGCAAAAAGAAUUGUAAAGCUGGUGACUGAUGUUGGCGACGUUAUCAACAGUGACCCUGACAUCAAUAAUUAUUUGAAGGUGGUAUUCGUUCCCAAUUAUAAUGUAUCAGUGGCAGAGAUGCUUAUUCCGGGAAGUGAGCUAUCACAACACAUCAGUACUGCAGGCAUGGAAGCAAGUGGAACAAGCAACAUGAAAUUUGCACUUAAUGGAUGCCUUAUUAUAGGGACACUAGAUGGAGCCAAUGUGGAAAUCAGGGAGGAAAUUGGAGAAGAAAACUUCUUUCUUUUUGGUGCAACAGCUGAUGAAGUUCCCCGACUGCGGAAAGAACGAGAGGAUGGACUGUUCAAACCUGAUCCUCGGUUUGAAGAGGCCAAGCAAUUUAUAAGGAGUGGAGCAUUUGGGACCUAUGAUUAUAAUCCUCUCCUUGAGUCGCUAGAAGGGAACUCUGGCUAUGGUCGUGGUGACUAUUUUCUUGUUGGCCAUGAUUUUCCGAGCUACAUGGAUGCUCAGGCAAGAGUAGAUGAAGCUUACAAGGACAGGAGAAGAUGGAUAAAGAUGUCUAUACUGAGCACCGCUGGGAGUGGCAAAUUUAGUAGUGACCGUACAAUUUCUCAAUAUGCAAAAGAGAUCUGGAAUAUUGCAGAGUGCCGCGUACCUUAACUGCAUUAGCGGCACUUCCGAUCCUGGUGUUUAUAUGGAUUUAAUAUUCAUCAUUAAAUAGUACUAGAAUAUGAAAAAUUGUUAGUUCAAGCAGCAUUCUGAAGUAUCUUAUUGCAUACUCGAUAUACUGCUAACUAGCAGGUAUUAGCUACUUAUCUUUAUUGAAUAUAUACGCAUUCGAUUGCUACUUAUGUCUGCA